AUGGCUGAAUUGCAAAUAGGAAUAUUGGUAAUGUAGCAAUUAUGAGGCUAGAAAAAAAAACUAAAACUUCAGCAUCCUAAAAACUAUCAAAAUGAUUGAAUUAAUGAAGUUGAAUUCCACUCAGGAAAACCUCGCCCGUUUUAAUUACUCGCGGCUUUGAGUGGCUGACUUAAAAAUAAACAUAAUUGGAAAAAUAUGGCCAUUUCUAAACCAAACGUUAGGCGAGAAAACAUCGUAGAUUUUUUUCUUAUUAGAAUGUCGUCAAUUUGUUAUAAUAACUCGUGCUGUCAGACACAACUCAGCUGCUGGGAUCAGUUAAAAAGCCCAAGUGACUCUCGAGUGGAAGGUAUCUGUUACAUGCUCUUGACAUACCCAACGACAGGUAGCAAUUCAAACCUUGCAACUCAGUAUGAAGCAGUGAAACUUGUCUAGGCAGGGAUCAUUGCUCGCUUUCGAUACAGAAAUCAAACAAAAGAGAAGGGAAACUCUGUUGGGUCUCAAAAUCUACAUGGUAAUAACACUAAUAUUUCUUAAAAUGUUUUAAUCUUUCCGGGACUUUCAUCAAGCGGAUGAUACACAAACAAAGGAAGCAAAGAGGUGAGAACGAAACCUGGAAUAAUAUCACAAUACACAACUGGUUGAAAUUUCAGAACUAUCACUUAGCUUGCCGAUAUCGCCAAAAGUUACUGCUAGCUGCUGACUGCCAAGCAACCGUGUUUUAGAUUUGAGAAAAAGACGGGCACUAUAACGAACGAAAAGAUGACAGAAGGACCCAGAUCAAACAAUAACACCCCCAAUGAUUCCGAAUCAGGUAGCGGUGAAAAUUAUGGAGACGAAGAAAUCGGAGCUUUCGAUGCGGAAUUCGACACGUUUCCAAUCGUUCUGGCCAUAUUUAUCAUCGCCGUCAACUUAACUGUCAUAAUUUUAUUCAUUCGCCAUCGCACACUCCGGUCUGUCACCAACUCAUUUCUUGUGAGCCUAGCUGGCAGUGACCUACUCGCAGGAUUGUGUGGAAUUCCUGCUACACUUUAUUGUUCAGCUACUCACAGCUUCACAACCUGUGCUAUCUCAAAUCUAACAUGGCGAUUCAUUUCUGUCUCUACCGUAGUGCAUAUUCUACUGGUGUCUGUGGACCGCUACAUCGCCAUAACGCACGCCAUGCGCUAUCAUAACAUCGUAACACGGCGCGCGUUCUUCGCGCUCAUAAGCUUGGCGUGGUUUAUGGCUGCGUUUGUUUCUCUGAUACAACUAUCUUGGCAGGUAGGUCGGAGCGAGGAAGCAGCCGAAACCGCCGAAAAAUUUCAGAAAACUUAUGACCUCGCUACUUUUGUGCUAUUUUUUGUGAUACCACUGUUGGUGAUGGCCUAUAUAUACAUUCGCAUUUUCAGUACGGUUCGGUACCACGAGAAACGGAUAUGGCGAUUUCACAGCCCUUCUGAUCAGCAUUUUUCCGCCAAAGGAAAAGAAGAAUCGCAUAACUAUGCACAGCGCAAAACUGUCACCAUUUUCCUGGCGAUGCUUGUCAUAUUUACCGUCUGUUGGCUGCCAUAUUUUAUUUUGAGUUUUCAGGAGCUGAACGCCCAGCAAACAUUUGAUCCACCAGCAUGGGUGCUGUAUGUGUUUUAUUACUACCCUCGAUAUUUUACUUCGUUUUUAAACCCCCUUAUGUACAUUUUUAGAAAAAGAGACUUCAAAGAACUAUUACCCCGUUUGAUUUGCAAGGAUGGAAAAGCAAGAUGCGAAAGCCGAGCGAAUACAACACCCACAACUAUCUAUAGCAAUGAACAGUGUACCACUAAUUGUUGA
Molecule: messenger RNA, 1806 nt
Organism: Pocillopora meandrina
Lineage: Eukaryota; Metazoa; Cnidaria; Anthozoa; Scleractinia; Pocilloporidae
Source: the annotation of a GenBank genome assembly